AUGGAUUUGGCAAGCCUUCUCCACGGCGCCGCCCCAGCCCCCAAGCUGUAUACUGAGACCUACGGCAAGCGCUCGCUACAAGCGCCUCUUUCGCCCCCAGUGGAGGAUCAACCCAAGUGUUCAUUGCCUUCGAUCUCCACGUUGCUCGAGGGUGCUGAUGGAGCUCAGCACUCAGCUAAGCGCCAACGUCUGAGCCCACCUGCUCACCAGCGCGAUGCUCGCUACGACACCGUCUGCCUGCCUCCCACUCCCCCACUCCGUCCAGGCUCGGGAUCUGGUCACAGCAGCGUCGCCCACUCCCCCGUCGAGCUCAACACUCCCAAACACACUUCGCACCGCUCCUCCAUCUCCAGCACCACCAGCUCCACCGCCCCUCAACCUCACCACUCCCACGGACCCUACGCCUCUCCAGCACCCAGCAUCUCUUCCUCCACCUCAACAUCAACCUACACCUCCCCGGUGGAAUCCAACCCACCCAACAACACAACCCUCUACUACCCCCGUCCUCCAAGCAUCACAACCUUCAACCCACCCACAAUCAACACCUCCACCUCUCCAACAAUCCAACAACAAGCCGCUCCAACCCAACAAUCCCCCUCAACGAUGAUCUCCCCCGUCACUCCUGCUUGGCAACACCAACACCACCACUACUUCCCCCCUCCAGUGCAGCCCCCUACCAACAAAACCACGACCGAUAUAUCUGCCGGACCUGCCACAAGGCCUUCUCCCGGCCCUCCAGUCUGCGCAUUCACUCGCACUCGCACACGGGCGAGAAACCCUUCCACUGCACGCAUCCCGGCUGUGGAAAGGCCUUCUCCGUGCGCAGUAACAUGA
Penicillium cataractarum is the source of this 834-nucleotide messenger RNA. Its product is annotated as C2H2 finger domain transcription factor mtfA. The coding region runs from base 1 to 834 and encodes 277 amino acids. NCBI's taxonomy places the organism in Eukaryota, Fungi, Ascomycota, Eurotiomycetes, Eurotiales, Aspergillaceae. The transcript has 2 exons. The record is from RefSeq and is a predicted model, not a curated record.